CCUUCCGGGACCCCCAACCGCAGGAUCUUCGCCUCCGAGCAUGCCGUGCUCAUCGGGGCGGGCGUCGGCAUCACCCCCUUUGCUUCUAUCCUGCAGAGCAUCUUGUACAGGCACCAGAAGAGAACGCACAUCUGCCCCAACUGCCAGCACUCGGGGAGGGAGGGUGUGCCGGAUGCUGACAGGAAGCUCCUCAAGGUGGACUUCAUCUGGGUAAACCGAGGCUAGCGGUCUUUCGAGUGGUUUGUGAGCCUGCUGACCAGACUGGAGAUGGACCAGGCCGAGGAGACUCAGGAGGUUAGCAUAGUCAGUAUUGUUGGUAUAGUUAGCACAGCUGGUAUAGUUAAUAGUUUAUUAGCAUAGUUAGUGUAGUUAGUACUAGUUAGCGCUGUUGGCAUAGUGAGUAUUGUUGGUAUAGUUAAUAGUUUAUUAGCAUAGUUAGUGUAGUUAGUACUAGUUAGCGCUGUUGGUACAGUUAGCAUUGUUAGUUAGUAUUGCUAGGUAGUGCUGUCAGUCAGUGUAGUUAGCAGAUCACCAUGAUGCCGGGCCUCACAGCCAACUCUGCUGACGAGGAGAUUCAUAUUGAUGACUUCGAGAUCCUCCGCACCAUUGGUGAAGGCACCUUUGGUAAAGUGAAGUUGGCCUGGCACAUUCUGACCGGGACACAGGUGGCUCUCAAGGUCGUUAAAAAAAGGUAUCAGAGCUUCUCAAGUGCCCAGGCACUUUUCCGGGACGUGUGCGGUCUGAAGGCUCUCGAUCACCCCAAUAUUGUCAAACUGCUGGGGGUGAUUGACACAGAGAAGACAUUUUUCGUGGUGAUGGAGUACCUCAGUGGGGGGAACAUGUACCGCUAUUUGAAGACCCAUGGCCGUAUGACAGAGUUGGAGGCCCGAGGCCUGUUCCGGCAGCUGCUCUCCGCCCUGCAGCACUGCCACCAGAGGGGCAUCGUGCACCGGGACCUGAAGCCAAUGAACCUCCUCUUUGAUUCCCACAUGAAUAUCAAACUUACAGACUUUGGCCUCAGCAGCAAGUGUGAUGACACUGGCCAACUGGACAUGAGCUGCGGCACAGCCCCUUAUGCUGCCCCGGAACUCUUGCAGGGGCAGAGGCACAGCGGCCCUGCGAUGGACGUGUGGAGCCUGGGAGUAGUGCUCUACGCCAUGGUAACUGGGUCCCAGCCCUUUGUGGGAAAAGACUUCCAGGAGCUGCUGAAGCAAAUCCUACGAGGGCGAUACCCCAUCCCACCUUAUCUGUCUUUGGAGAUAAGGGAUCUAUUACAAAAAAUGAUUGUCCUCAACCCCAGUGACAGAGGCACCUUACCUGACCUCAUGAGGCAUCCAUGGGUCAACAUGGGCCAGAAGGAGCCACUCCAGCCACCCUGUGCAGAGGACCGGGAGGUGACAACGGUGAGGACUCCGGGCUUGACUUGCGACCAGAUCCAGGACACUGGGACAGGCAGUGUGAGCUCCAAGAAACCCAAGGUGGAGGUCUCCAUCAUAACUCUGAAGCCCUUCUCUUGCGGGAACCUCUGUGGCAGUGAAUGUUUUGAUAUUAAGAUUGUGCUGGACUCAUAA
Messenger RNA from Balaenoptera musculus (blue whale), 1571 nucleotides. Its product is annotated as serine/threonine-protein kinase MARK2-like. Gene Ontology annotation, biological process: protein phosphorylation; microtubule cytoskeleton organization; intracellular signal transduction. Gene Ontology annotation, cellular component: cytoplasm. The transcript is spliced from 3 exons. The record is from RefSeq and is a predicted model, not a curated record. Gene Ontology annotation, molecular function: protein serine/threonine kinase activity; ATP binding; tau-protein kinase activity. Bases 534 to 1571 code for a protein of 345 amino acids. Lineage: Eukaryota; Metazoa; Chordata; Mammalia; Artiodactyla; Balaenopteridae.